AUGCUAUCUAAGAUCUUCUUCACUCUCUCAAUCAUAGCAUUUACUUGUUUCCUUCAUUAUGCACAAUCUAAACUUCCACAGCAAGAGCUUGAUGCUCUUGAAGAAAUCACUAGUACAAUGGGUUCAACCUACUGGAAAUUUGAUGGUGAUUCAUGUCAAAUUCAAAUGCUUGGUUUAACUAAAAAACCACCUGAUGGAUGCCAAAGUAGCAUUGCCUGUGAUUGCUCUUCUCAAAAUGACACCUUCUGUCACGUAGUAAGGAUUGAAUUCAAGGGGUGCAACCUUCCCGGCACGCUUCCGCCUCAAUUGGUAAAGCUUCCAUACCUCAAACUAGUUGACUUUGCUUUUAACUACCUAAAUGGUACGAUUCCGAAGGAAUGGGGUUCGAUUGAACUAACUUCAAUCUCGCUACUUGUUAAUCGUUUGUCAGGAGAGAUUCCUAAGGAGUUGGGAAACAUUACCACUUUAACAUACUUGAACCUUGAAGCAAACCAAUUUUCCGGUCUUGUUCCCGCUGAACUUGGAAGUCUACUUAACCUGCAGACUUUGAUUUUAUCAUCCAAUAAAUUGUCCGGGAACUUGCCAUUGACAUUUUCUCAGUUACAGAAUUUGACAAAUUUUAGGAUAAAUGAUAAUAGUUUCAACGGAAAAAUACCGAGCUUCAUACAGAAUUGGAAACAGCUUCAGAGACUAGAAAUGCAUGCAAGUGGACUGGAGGGACCUAUCCCGUCAAAUAUAUCGCUUUUGACUAAUUUAUCUCAACUGAGGAUUAGUGACAUCAAUGGUCCUAGUCAGGAUAUUCCUAUUUUAAGCAACAUGACAGGAAUGAUAAGAGUGGUUUUGAGGAAUUGCAAUAUUACCGGAGAGAUUCCUAGCUAUUUCUGGACAAUGAAGGAUUUGGAAAUGUUGGAUCUCAGUUUCAAUAAUUUGUUUGGUGAAAUUCCAGCGAGGGCUCAUGUGGGACAUUUGAGAUUUCUCUUCUUAACUGGCAACAAGCUAAGUGGUAACGUACCUGACUCAGUGUUGAUGGCCGGAAGCAAUGUGUAUGUUCCUUGCUUCAAUCAUUUCUACUUAAACAUUGAAAAUGAUAUUUCUUACAACAACUUUACAUAUCAAGGACUUGAGAAAUCGUCUUGUGGAGAUUAUCUGAAUUUAAAUCUAAACAUGUUCCGGAGCUCCUUAGGGACCAAUGCAUUACAAGGGAUUCUUCCAUGUUCAACAGCUUUCAAAUGUCCUAGAUAUUCAACUUGUUUACACGUUAGCUGUGGAGGAAAGGAUAUAACUGUGAGGGAAAAUGGUGACGAUAUUCUCUAUGUUGGAGAUGGAUAUGUCGUAGGCGGUGCUGCUAAACUUUUUAAGGACCAUGAAAACCACUGGGGGUUUAGUAGCACUGGGGACUUCAUGGAUGACGGUGAUUUCCAAAAUACGCGUUACUCAAGGUCGUUGUCAUCUUCAAGUUUGCCGGAAUUAUAUAAAACGGCUCGCGCAUCUCCCAUUACGCUUACUUAUUUUCACUAUUGCUUGGAAAAUGGGAAAUAUACUGUGCAUCUCCACUUUGCAGAAAUACAAUUUUCAAAUGAUAAAACAUUUAGAAGUCUUGGAAGGCGCUUAUUUAAUAUCUAUGUUCAGGGAGUAUUAGUUUGGAAGGAUUUUGAUAUUGAAGACAAGCCACACCUUGCUCAAAAAAUGCGUAAAUUAUCAACAUAUAACGUGACUGUAACAGACGGUAUUUUGGAGAUUCGAUUCUACUGGGCUGGCAAGGGGACUACAAGGAUUCCUGUUAGUGGAGUUUAUGGUCCUCUUAUAUCAGCUUUCUCUAUUGUUUCCGAUUCUAAACCUUGUUCAGACCAAAAGAAUGAUGGAAGGCGUAAAGUAGUCAUUGGAGUAGGAUUUGGAGUUACAGCUUUAUGUCUAGUCCUUAUUGUGGUAGGCAUUUUUUGGAGGAAAGGCUACAUUAAAGAAAUUAAGAGAAGAGAAAAAGUUUUCAAAGGGCAAGAUUUUCAUAUGAGGACAUUUACAUUAAAACAAAUUAGAGCCGCCACAGAUGGAUUUAGUCCUGCUAAUAAGGUUGGAGAAGGUGGUUUUGGUCCUGUCUACAAGGGUCAAUUAUCUGAUGGUACAUGGGUAGCAGUCAAACAGCUCUCCUCGAAGUCUCGGCAGGGAAAUCAUGAAUUUUUAAAUGAGAUAGGCAUGAUAUCUUGUUUUCAGCAUCCUAAUCUAGUGAAACUUCAUGGAUGUUGCAUUGAAGGGGAUCAAUUAAUAUUGGUGUAUGAGUACAUGGAAAAUAAUAGCCUGGCCCAUGCUUUAUUCAGUUCAGAAAAUCAGCUUAAACUUGAUUGGCCAUCAAGGCUUAGGAUCUGCAUUGGCAUAGCAAAAGGUCUUGCAUUUCUUCACGAAGAAUCACGACUCAAGGUUGUUCAUCGAGAUAUAAAAGCUACUAAUGUGUUACUGGAUGGGAACUUAAACCCUAAAAUAUCAGAUUUUGGGUUGGCUAGGCUCGACGAAGAGGAUAAGACUCAUAUCAUCACCCGAGUGGCGGGUACAAUAGGAUAUAUGGCACCGGAGUAUGCUUUAUGGGGUUACUUGAGUUACAAGGCUGACGUUUACAGUUUUGGAGUCGUGGUCUUGGAAACUGUUAGUGGAAAAAGUAAUAACAAUUACAUGCCAAGUGAUAAUUGUGUUUGCCUUUUAGAUAAGGCACUAUAUCUGGAACGGACUGAAAACGUUAUGCAACUGGUUGAUGAGAGGUUAGGAUCAGAGGUAAACCCAACUGAAACAAAAAAUACGGUAAAAGUAGCUCUCUUGUGUACGAAUCCAUCGCCGUCACUAAGGCCUACAAUGUCAGAGGUUGUAAACAUGCUUGAAGGAAGAAUAAGCAUUCCAGAUAUUAUCCCGGAAGGGAACACUUACACCCAAGAUUUAAGGUUUAAAGCUAUGAGGGACGUACAUCAAAAUAAGGAAGGACAUAGUUUGAGCACAAGCCGGACAGAUGAUUCAACAGGAAUCCUUACACAUAGCACUCCCUCAAUGUUAGGCAAUGAUAUUCAUGAGAUUUCCUCCGAGCUUUGA
This is a messenger RNA of Vicia faba (fava bean), 3069 nucleotides long. The record is from the annotation of a GenBank genome assembly. NCBI's taxonomy places the organism in Eukaryota, Viridiplantae, Streptophyta, Magnoliopsida, Fabales, Fabaceae.